This is a messenger RNA of Dufourea novaeangliae, 2230 nucleotides long. It is a transcript of the gene eRF3, whose product is annotated as eukaryotic peptide chain release factor GTP-binding subunit ERF3A. Lineage: Eukaryota; Metazoa; Arthropoda; Insecta; Hymenoptera; Halictidae. The transcript has 7 exons. The record is from RefSeq and is a predicted model, not a curated record. Gene Ontology annotation, molecular function: translation release factor activity; GTPase activity; GTP binding. Bases 204 to 2000 code for a protein of 598 amino acids. Gene Ontology annotation, biological process: translation. Gene Ontology annotation, cellular component: translation release factor complex.
GGAGCAACGAAACAGACCACGGGGGUCGCACGCGGGGUACCGAUACGCGUGUUACGGUGUGCGCGGAUAUCGUAAAUAAUUAUUUUUUUAAGCCCCGUCCCAAUCGUAAUCGCGGUUAAAAUCGAGAUCCUGCACGUAGCGUAGCGUGAUCAUCGUGUACGAUUUACUCACGAGGCCGGCUCGACUACCGAACUCUGUUAAAUAUGGCGAACAGUGUAGCACCAGAUUCAUGGGAACAGCAGGCGGACAAUGGGGACAUCGGCCCAUCGCAGGACAAGUCCAUCGAGAGCAAAUUCUCGACCCUGAACGUGAACGCCGCGGAAUUUGUGCCUUCAUUUUGCAUCCAUUCGUCACCGCAGGACAGUAACGCGGCCGACAGUUCCUGCAAUGUCGCUGUCAUGACGAACAGUGUAACCACCUCCAUGCCCCCUGAAAUACAUCAUGGCAAUGCCACUCCAGUGGUUCUACCAGAUCCAGUUGGCAGCCGUGUGGAGGAACCGCCUGCUGGAGGAGGGGCUCCACCUCCCAAUGUCGGUGAUCAAAUAAAUACAAGUCCUGAACAUCAACCAGCUGAUUCCUGGGAAGAAGCAGCAGUGGACGGAGAUCCUCUGUUAACUCCUGAAAAUGAAGAAGUUGACAAUGAGGAAGACGAGGAAAUGGUUGUUAAAGUACCUAAAAAGAAGCCUGUUAAAGUAACGGAGGACACUAAGAGUAAAAAGGAGCAUGUUAAUGUUGUUUUUAUAGGACACGUUGAUGCAGGAAAAUCAACGAUCGGUGGUCAAAUUAUGGCGCUGACGGGGAUGGUGGAUAAGAGAACUCUAGAGAAGUACGAGAGGGAAGCAAAGGAGAGAAGUAGGGAGACGUGGUAUUUGAGUUGGGCCCUAGACACAAAUCAAGAAGAACGGGAGAAGGGGAAGACGGUGGAAGUCGGUAGAGCGUAUUUUGAAACGGAACGAAAGCAUUUCACUAUCUUGGACGCACCUGGCCAUAAAAGUUUUGUACCGAAUAUGAUCGGUGGAGCGGCGCAAGCCGAUCUUGCGGUUUUAGUUAUCUCUGCACGGAAGGGCGAGUUCGAAACUGGCUUCGAUAGAGGUGGUCAGACGAGAGAGCAUGCUAUGCUGGCUAAAACCGCUGGCGUGAAACAUUUGGUUGUGUUAGUAAAUAAGAUGGAUGAUCCGACUGUAGAAUGGGAUGAAGGAAGGUACAAUGAAUGCAGAGACAAAAUACUGCCAUAUCUUCGAAAAUUGGGAUUCAACCCUGCAAAGGAUCUUACGUUCAUGCCAGUCUCGGGGCAGUUGGGUAUUGGCUUGAAAGACCCGAUACCAGAACACCUUUGUACGUGGUACAGUGGUCCACCGUUCAUAUCCUUCAUCGAUUCGUUACCUUCACUUAAUCGUAAGAACAACGGACCCUUCAUCAUGCCAAUUGUCGAUAAAUAUAAGGAUAUGGGAACAGUGGUAAUGGGCAAGGUAGAAGCUGGAGAGGCAAAGAAAGGACAGUCGCUACUUGUUAUGCCUAAUAGGACUGCAGUGACGGUAGAUCAGUUGUGGUCGGACGACGAGGAAGUAACAUCGGUUGGUCCAGGCGAGAAUGUAAAGAUUAAAUUAAAAGGCAUUGAAGAAGAAGACGUGAGUCCUGGAUUCGUAUUAUGUGACAGCAACAAUCCAAUAAAGACGGGAAGAGUGUUUGAUGCUCAAGUAGUCAUCUUGGAGCAUAAGAGUAUCAUCUGUGCCGGCUACAGUGCAGUGAUGCACAUCCAUUGUGCCGCGGAAGAAGUCAGAGUGAAGGCAUUGAUUUGUCUUGUUGAUAAAAAGACGGGCGAGAAAAGCAAAACCAGGCCAAGGUUCGUCAAACAGGACCAAGUGGCAAUAAUGAGAAUCGAAUGCGCAGGUGUUAUAUGCCUUGAAAGAUUUAAAUUGUUUCCACAGAUGGGACGUUUCACCCUCAGGGAUGAAAAUAAGACUAUCGCGAUUGGUAAGGUGCUGAAAGUGGUGGAAUAAAUGUUGCUCAACUGUGACCACAGAUUGGGAUUAUUAAUCAGUUUCGGAAACGACGAAUGAACAUACGCAGAAGAAGUACGCAAAGCUGAACACAGUACGCACGAGAAAAACGUAACCAGCGUGACGAACUAUUCGCAAACUACCGUUAAUUGUAACGUACACCGAUCUAUACGCAAAUGAAGCAGGCAAAAAAAAUACAAAAAGGAAAUAAGUUCUACGUCAAAUGGAAA